CCAAGGUUGAGGAAAAUACAAAGCAAGGCUAAACUGGUGGGAUACUCAUCAAAACCCAGUUGUCUGUAGCCGCACUCUUGGCUGACAGUCAACGUCUGCCAGGAUGGAGAAAUUUACUCUAUUUUUUCUGCUCAUGGUUUUAUGCAGGACACAUGGAGAGAAGUGUGAAGGAAAGUGUGGUCAACAGCUGGACUCGUGUUCGUGCCACCCAACAUGUGGCUCCCUGAAGAGCUGCUGCUCCGACUAUAAAGAGUUCUGCAUUGAUGUGGCUCCACAGUCCGGCUCCAUCAUGGGCGGCACAGACUUUUAUGUCCUCGAAGCAAAUUUCAACCAGACUUCUCAGAUUGUUUGCAGGUUUAACAAUGAAACGGACACCGAGGGCUAUGUGGACGACAGCGGCAGGGCCCACUGUAUCUCCCCUUUACUGUAUCAAACAGGGUGGAUUCCUUUGCUCAUCUCCUCAGAUAAUGGCACCACCUUCAGUAGAACUGGAGCUUGGCUUUCAGUUCAUACGGGCAAAUUAAGCUCUGAGUUUAAAGCUCUUCUGGUCAACUCAACAAAGUGGCAGUAUUAUGGCACGCCUGGUGUUGGAGGCUAUCUUCAGAUGACAUGGAAUACUACUUUGGUCAACGCAGAUAAGGUCAACAUAGAGGUCUGGGGAUACAGAGAGACAGGAGAGCCUUAUUCAGACGUCUGGCAGGGGGAGAUGGAGUAUCUGUACUCGCUUGCAAAAGAUCAUCCAAACAACGGGUCCUUCAGCUUUUUGCCCAAAAUAGCAGAAAACGGGUUUGCAAGCUGGGAGCUCGGUUCUCUGCGAGUCAGCUCCAGCAGCUAUCCAGAUGGCAUCCGGAACGUCCAAGCUGCAUGGACUGAGGAUCACGCUCUGGCCUGGCACCUGGAGCAGAAAUUCAAGGACAACUCAACUGCCUGGGCUCUGGAGAAAUGCUUAGCGUGGGACCAGCUUGAAAACCGGCUGCCCAAUUUCCUGAAUGAGAUCAUCGACUGCCCCUGCACUCUGGCCCAGGCCAGAGCGGACACGGGGAGGUUUCAUACUGAUUAUGGCUGUGACAUCGAGAAAGGGAGUGUGUGCACGUACCACCCCGGGAGUGUUCACUGUGUGAGGGCGAUACAAGCUAGUCCUCAGUAUGCAGCAGGACAACAGUGCUGUUACGACAAAACUGGAGCUCAGGUUCUGACAGCUGACUCUAUUGGGGGGAGCACACCGGACCGAGCCCACGACUGGGGGUCGCCUCCCUUUAGGAAACCACCUCGGAUCCCUGGCCUCUCCCACUGGGUCUACGAUGUCCUCAGCUUCUACUACUGCUGCCUCUGGUCCGAUAACUGCCACUACUAUUUCAAGCAUCGACCCUCCAGCGACUGCAGACGGUACCAGACACCCAACUCGGCUGUGGUGUUCGGGGAUCCUCACUUCAUAACGUUUGAUGGCGUCCGCUACUCCUUCAACGGCAAAGGGGAGUACACUUUGGUGACCUCGGCAGACAAACAGCUAACAAUCCAGGGCAGGACAGAACCUGUAGAUGGAAGUGCAAUAAAAGCAACAAAAAUGUCAGCUGUAGCCAUGAGAGAAGCCUCCUCUGAUAUUAUUGAAGUACGGUUAGCCAGCGGACAAAACCGUCUGGAAGUUCUGCACAAUCAAAAGUCGCUUUCUUUUGCUGAGCAAACCUGGAUGGAUCUACAAGGAGUGUUUGUGUUUUCUCCAACCCCUUCAAAUGUGACGGUGAUGUUUCCGUCUGGAGCUGGGGUGGAAGUGCGACAGAGAGGGGAAACGCUGACGACAACUGUCCUCUUGCCAGAGGAGUUUAAGGACUCCACGCAGGGGCUGCUGGGAAAGAUGAACGGAGACGCCAAAGAUGACCUGGCCCUCAGCAACGGUCAGCUCGUGAAGAACCAAAGCGACCCCGAGGAGCUGUUUGACUUUGGGGCGAGCUGGGCGGUUCCCAAUGCAUCUGCUUUGUUCACAUAUGACUCGGAUUAUCUUCGGGAAACAUAUUACUUUGUCCCAAGACAUGAUCCCACUUUCAUUCCCGCCUUUUCCAUUCCUGAGAAUCCAGAGGAUCCACUGAGUGAUCAGGCAGCUGAGAUCUGCUCUGGAGAAAGCUCUCCGUUCUGCAGGUAUGACAUCCUGGUAGGUCGAAGUCCAAGCAUGGGAAAUGAAACCAGAAGGUCUUUCCAGAGUCACAUAACUCUUGUUGAGGAUUUAAAACCAGUAAUAACUUGUGGAUGGCUUCCACCUCCAAUUGAUGGGAAAAAGCUCGGGACCACCUACCUACAGGGAGCCAGCGUGCAGUUUUCCUGCAACGACGGCUACACGCUGAAAGGAUCAGCAGAAAGAGUCUGCCAGGAAAACGCUCAGUGGUCUGGAGAGGAAGCCAGCUGCGUUGUUCCGAGUAAACUCCCAGGAAUUUUGGCUGGUUCAAUUGUUGGAGCUGCAACACUGAUUUUGAUCGUAACAAUUAUUGUGCUCCAAUUCAGAAAACAAAAAAGGAAACCAUCCAAAUCAGAGGACUCGAGCAUCACUGAAGGCUUGUAGAAGAACCCUGCUUGUAUUUUUUUUUUGUUAUUUAUCGUUAAACUGUAAAUGUCCAAUUAAUGGGACAUUUCAACUUUAGUAAUUUUUUUUAAAAAAUACAAAUACUUCGUAUGUACUCAAAAUAGUUUAAAUAACCGUACAAAAGAUAACAAAUAUAAUUAUCUGUUCAUCAUGUUGUGAUAGGGGUUGUUUUUGCCUGAUGACCAUAUAGUUUACCCUCUUAUCCCUGACAUGCACUUUUUAUGACUGUGGAUGGCAAACCACAGAGAAGCUAAAGUUCCUUAAAGCUGCAGACACUCCACUUCUGUUUUUGUCACAGCCCAAAUGUUUUGAAUAAGGUCAUUAUUUCUGUACACUCCAAAAAACGUGUACAUUUAUUGAAUAAAGUGUCUCCUUUUGCAUGUUGAGAAUUAAUCUUGUAUGCGUGACAGCUUUUCUGUGUCCCUGUUUGCGAGGUUUCCUCACUAUUAACAUGUUAUCAACAGCUGAUAAGUGACAGAUGCAAGGAGUGGCAAAUGACCCUCUGCAGGGAGCAGCUGUAAACGUGUCUGUACUGCUGAGAGCAAAUAUUUGAUAAAGAAAACUACUUUUUGCUGUAAUAAAAACAACUUUUUUUAUUGAAAAAGGAUUAGUACUCAAAAAGAAGUCAUUUUAUUUCAGUUCAACUAUCAAGUGUAACUGCAAAGCUUGAAGGAAGUUAUUAUAAAUGGUGGUUGAAGGCCUGAAUGCAGGAGAUUGACAUAUGGAAGAAUGGAAACCAGAUUAUUGAUGCUAAUUAACCAAAUAAUAAACAGCUGUGAGUGAUUAAUAACUUAAACCUGCUGUGAUUUUGAACUUUAGGACAAAACCAAAAUACAUGGCAGGAGUUUAUCUAUAAAACCCAACAAAAAAUAAACAAAAGACACACAAAAACUCACAAGAGGUGGAAUUAAAAAAUAAUAAUAA
Messenger RNA from Oryzias melastigma (Indian medaka), 3496 nucleotides. RefSeq names its product sushi domain-containing protein 2. Lineage: Eukaryota; Metazoa; Chordata; Actinopteri; Beloniformes; Adrianichthyidae. The transcript is spliced from 16 exons. The coding region runs from base 104 to 2551 and encodes 815 amino acids. The record is from RefSeq and is a predicted model, not a curated record.